This is a messenger RNA of Paralichthys olivaceus (Japanese flounder), 1696 nucleotides long. Its product is annotated as dual specificity phosphatase 29. Gene Ontology annotation, cellular component: cytoplasm. Gene Ontology annotation, biological process: negative regulation of MAPK cascade; protein dephosphorylation. Gene Ontology annotation, molecular function: protein tyrosine/serine/threonine phosphatase activity; MAP kinase phosphatase activity. The record is from RefSeq and is a predicted model, not a curated record. Lineage: Eukaryota; Metazoa; Chordata; Actinopteri; Pleuronectiformes; Paralichthyidae.
CAACAGUUUCUAUUCAAGAUCUGUGUUUCAGUCUUCAUGCUCACACUACAGACAGAGGUCUCUGGUUGGCAGACAGUCACAUGAACACACACAAACAAACACACACAUGUCCACUGAAGACAAGCAGAGGUGCUGGUUUGUGAUCAUACUGAAGAACAGAUUAACAAUCAACAGCUUCUAACGCAUACAAGAAAGAGCAGGAGAGAGACAUGUCGUCCUGUGUGGUGAAGUCCAGGAGUAAAAACCCGUACACGGCGGUGAAGGUGGACCCGGACAGUGAUUACUUCACACCAGGAACAUUGGACCUGGAGCAGCUAUUCUGGGCCGGCAGCAUGGCUCAGUAUGCACAUGUGAACCAGGUGUGGCCCAACGUCUACAUCGGGGAUGAGAAAACAGCUCUGGAGCGGCCCGGCCUCAGAGAACUGGGUGUCACACAUGUGCUGAAUGCUGCAGAGGGGAAGUGGAAUAAUGUGCUGACUGGUGCUGAUUACUACACUGACAUGAACAUCCAGUACUUGGGUGUGGAGGCAGAUGACAAACCAACCUUCAACAUCUCCCAGUACUUCUGUUCUGCGGCCCAGUUCAUCCAUGAGGCCCUCGUUCACCCAGAGAACAAGGUGCUGGUGCACUGUGUGAUGGGUCGGAGCAGGUCGGCCACUCUGGUGUUGGCGUACCUGAUGAUGAAACACAGCUUGACUGUGGUGGACGCAAUUGAGCAUGUGCGACAGCGGCGUUGUAUCCUGCCCAAUCACGGCUUCCUAAAGCAGCUCAGAGCCCUGGACAUCUCACUACAAGAGGAGAGGCUCAGAGAAAAAAGAGAGAUGCAAGAUCAAAUGUAGAUGAUAUAUAGAUAAUAAUCAAUCUCAGGUAUUUAUAUGUUCAUCAGCUAUUGUAUCAAUAAAUUCUGUUUUUUCAUAACUAUAUCAUUUAGGAUAAAGUUCAAAUGGAAUUUUUUUUUUCUCAAGGGCUCAGUGAUGUUUUUCAUCAUCAGCUACUGCUACAAGUAGAUCCAGAUCAGUGCAUAAAGGGCCUGGCACUGAUCAGAAUGAAAUGAUCACAUGACCACACAGAUGCUUCAGCUCUUCCUCUGUAUUCAGCAGCCGAUCUGCGAUUCUGUUCUAAUAUGGUUCUAAGUGUGAUAUCAACCAAACUAUGGUUAACACUCACUCCGAGGAAAGUUGAUAAUCAGUAAAAUCAAGCUUGUGUGUUUUGUUCAUUUCAGACUUUAAGGUCAGGCACAAAGAUAGAUGACUGAGUAUUCUGAGACAUUAAGUAUUUUAACACCAGAUAUAAAAAGUUCCGAUCCACAUUGCAUUAGUUCUGAUGUUUGUAAUAAUAAGAAAACGACACGUACUUCUUUCAGAUUAUGUCUAUUUUCAGGUUCAUUUUAAUACCCACUGUAUUACUCGAACAGAGAACACUCAGAUACAAUGACGUGUAUCCAUGCUUCAGUCCCACAAGCACCAGUUGCUCAUUACUGGUUGAUCUGUAGGCCUCCACUAAUCAAUACUCCAAGCUUCGUAACGUUUACAGUGAUGGAAUAGAAAAAAAAGGCACUUAUCAUUAGAAACCACAAACAUUGAAGGUAACUUCUGGGAUCACAGACAUGGUACAUGUGACAUUUAACAGUGAUCACAUGGACGCAGCAGUGGGCAGAGGCUUUUACACAAUUAAAAAAAACAGUGUGCACUUAAAA